Messenger RNA from Penicillium cataractarum, 1860 nucleotides. Its product is annotated as putative MFS multidrug transporter. The coding region runs from base 1 to 1860 and encodes 619 amino acids. Gene Ontology annotation, biological process: transmembrane transport. The record is from RefSeq and is a predicted model, not a curated record. NCBI's taxonomy places the organism in Eukaryota, Fungi, Ascomycota, Eurotiomycetes, Eurotiales, Aspergillaceae. Gene Ontology annotation, molecular function: transmembrane transporter activity. The transcript is spliced from 3 exons.
AUGGGGUCCUCUCCGCACGAACGUGCGGGCCAACCCCAACUGGAGGAGACGGACGUCAUUCAACUACCUUCGCAUGACAAUCUGGACUUUUCCCACAACGACUUAUCCACUGAAAGUGACGAUGACAGUGUAGAUACUGCCAUCCAUGACGAGAACUAUACACGAAGAACCCCACGUCCGCCGCCACUACUCAUAAACCACCGCCGUUUCCCAUCAGCGGACGAAGAUAAUAGUGAUCACGAUCAUGACAGUAUUCUCCCUUCGCAUGAGGGAUUCCAAGAAGAGAAACCAGUGACAUGGAGCUCUUUACCAAAGAAAGGGCAACUGGCUAUCCUGACCUUUGCCAGAUUAUCGGAGCCGCUUACCCAAACCUCAUUACAAGCCUACCUGUUCUAUCAACUUAAAUCGUUUGACCCGUCAUUACCAGACUCGGCAAUCUCGGCGCAGGCCGGGAUCAUGCAGGGUAGCUUCACUGCUGCCCAGUUUCUGACUGCGGUCUGGUGGGGUCGACUGGCUGAUGCAGAAUGGAUGGGCCGUAAGAGAGUUCUGCUGAUCGGUCUUCUGGGAACAUGUAUCUCGUGUUUAGGAUUUGGAUUCUCCCGAUCCUUUACAUCGGCUAUCGUCUUCCGCACUCUGGGUGGAGUGUUGAAUAGUAAUGUCGGUGUGAUGAGAACUUUAAUUGCUGAGAUUAUUGCGGAAAAGAAGUACCAAUCAAGAGCAUUUUUGCUACUGCCCAUGUGUUUCAACAUUGGUGUGAUUAUCGGUCCAAUCUUGGGAGGCUCGCUGGCCGAUCCUGUCAAUAGCUUCCCAUGGUUAUUCGGUCCCGGCUCUGCCUUUGGAGGCAAAGACGGCGUCUGGUGGAUGCAGCGCUGGCCGUAUGCCCUGCCGAAUGUGUUGAGUGCUAUUUUUAUAUUCAUGUCAUUACUCGCUGUCUUCCUUGGCCUCGACGAAACACACGAAGUCGCGCGUUACCGUAGUGACUGGGGCCGCAAAUUAGGAAAAAGAAUUGUGCGAGCCUUUACCAGGCAGCCUCGACACUAUCGCCCUCUUCAAACUGACGAUACUGACUCCGUGUAUCUCGAUGGCAGCGUGGGCACAUGGUCUGCGCCAUCAAGUCCAGCCCGCUCACGCACGCAUCCUCGACCUCGUCCCCAUAAGCGACCUGGCUUCCGACAAAUUUGGACCAAAAAUGUGAUGCUCACAUUGUUUGCACACUUUCUCUUGGCUUUCCAUACGAGCGCUUUCAACGCAAUGACCUUCGUGUUCCUUCCAACCCCUCGCGCACCCAAAGGUUCCCGCGAUGGGUUCUUCCACUUCGGUGGCGGACUGGGUCUUCCCUCAGCGCGUGUCGGUCUAGCCACAGCUAUCAUUGGGUUCAUUGGCCUCCCUCUGCAAAUCUUCCUUUAUCCUCGCAUCCAGUCCAAACUCGGAACCCUCACCUCCUUCCGCGUGUUCCUCCCAUUCUCCCCUAUCUCCUACCUGCUUAUGCCAUUCCUCGUCGUCUUACCACGUCUAGUGUGGGUUGUUUGGCCCGCUUUCACCGUCGUGGUAUCUCUGCAGGUCAUCUCACGCACCUUCGCGCUCCCUGCUGCCAUCAUUCUUGUCAAUAACUGUGUGACUGACGCUUCUAUUUUGGGUACGGUUCAUGGAGUUGCGCAGAGUAUUUCUAGCGCUGCUCGCACCCUGGGCCCUUUCCUUGGAGGGUGGGGUCUUGGUCUUGGUCUGGCUAAUAACAUGGUCGGGGCUGUGUGGUGGGGGUUGGCUAUUGAAGCUUUCCUGGGCUGGUUUGUGCUGUGGACUAUCCAGGAGGGAAAGGGUAUACAGAAGCCAAAGGAAGAGAAUGAUGAUGAGGAUGAUUGA